Thyridium curvatum is the source of this 5055-nucleotide messenger RNA. RefSeq lists its product as uncharacterized. Gene Ontology annotation, molecular function: 5-diphosphoinositol pentakisphosphate 1-kinase activity; diphosphoinositol pentakisphosphate kinase activity; inositol hexakisphosphate kinase activity. Gene Ontology annotation, biological process: inositol phosphate biosynthetic process; inositol metabolic process. Bases 1 to 5055 code for a protein of 1684 amino acids. The record is from RefSeq and is a predicted model, not a curated record. NCBI's taxonomy places the organism in Eukaryota, Fungi, Ascomycota, Sordariomycetes, Thyridiales, Thyridiaceae. Gene Ontology annotation, cellular component: cytosol. The transcript is spliced from 4 exons.
AUGGAGACUAAUGAUGACUCGGGUGGUGCCCGCCCCAGUUUUACCACCGGACCUGGACCUCGUCCGGCUGCCGCACAUGAUUUUCUCGACCAAGCUAAUCGCCAUCCCGUCGCUCCUACCUCGUCCAGCUCCUCUGUCUCUCACCACCCGGCCAGGUCCAGAGUCUCGCGAACCCUUUCUCAAUCCUACAGCCUCCCGCCGUCUGCGCACACUUCUGUCCCUCCCACCAGUGCCGCCAGCCGCAAGAGCAGGCAGUCCGAGCCCGGCACCACAGAGGCCAACGCCGAGCGAGCCAGCCUGUCUAUGCCUCCGCCCCUCUCUCGGCCAUUGCGAAGCCAUACCAGCUCCCUGUCCCGCCACCGACGGGAUUCGAGCCACUCUGAUCCCUGGAACGAAGAUAUCGCCUUGAUUAGAAGGUACAGCAACGAGUUUGGCUUGUUGCACACCUCGCCGCGGGACAUCGCCGUGCGCACAGCCAGCUUCGAUUCAGAUACCCCUCGGUUACCGGCUCGGGCAUCUCACGAGCAUAGCCAGCACCAGAGCCUGCCCGAACCAGCCUUGAUCCCCUCUACGACGAGGUCCUUCUCCUUUUCCGAGGACGCCAAGCGCCUGAGCCUUUCCUCGACGUAUUCCAUGGCAUCUGCCCGUGUCCCCAGCUCAGGAGCUUCCGCAAACGGUUCUGAUCAGGGACAGCCCAUUCCAACAUCUAAUCCUACCUUGCGCCGAUCCGUCUCGAACCUCAUGGCGUCUUCAGCAGGCAAGGGUAUUGGUGCCGGAGGCCAGGCUCAGUCAGAGGCUGGCCUCUCCAACGUGACUGUCACCACGGGGAGCCAAGGAUCCGCACAGGGCGGUCUCCAUCUUGCACCGCGAGAGUCUCAUCCUCAUCACCAUCGCAAUAAUCACCACAGCCAACAAACACACUCCCAUACCGAGACGACCUCCUCCACCCCAAUCAACGGGCACAGCUCUGCGCCCUCUUCGAGCCCAGCACCAAGCGUGCAGGGAAGCAGCACCGCACCUCGAUCCCAACCACCAACAAGAUCCAGGAGCAGGGCUAAGCGCCGCUUCAGUGGAAGCACUGCGACUAGUACUCAAAGCCCCAGCGGCGACAGCCGUGGGCACCCGCAUAAGAGAGAGCGAGAGGAACAAAAGCCGGCCCCCUUGGGCGUGAUUGGUGUCUGUGCUCUGGAUGUCAAGGCCAGGAGCAAACCCAGCCGACACAUUCUGAACAGGCUCAUCGCGAACAAUGAAUUCGACAUAGUAGUCUUUGGAGACAAGGUCAUUUUGGACGAGGAGAUUGAGAAUUGGCCUGUUUGCGACUACCUUAUUUCGUUCUACUCAGACGGAUUUCCCCUCGACAAGGCCAUUGCUUAUGUCAAGGCCCGGAAGCCGUUCUGUGUCAAUGAUGUGCCCAUGCAAAAGAUUCUGUGGGAUCGCCGCAUCUGUCUUCGCCUCCUAGACAGGAUCAACGUGCCAACUCCGCAGAGAAUCGAAGUCAGCAGGGAUGGAGGCCCAACUCUGCUCACUCCCGAUGUAGCAAAGCACAUCAAGGAUGUCAGCGGAAUUGUGCUCGAACCGACGGACCCAGAGAAAGUCCGGAAACCCAAGAACAUCCAAUUGUUGGACGAUGGUGACACAUUGAGCGUCGAUGGCACGCUCAUCAAGAAACCUUUUGUCGAGAAACCGACCAGUGGAGAGGACCACAACAUUAUCAUUUACUUCCCAAAAUCCUCAGGAGGCGGAGCACGGAAACUCUUCAGGAAGAUCGGCAACAAGAGCUCUGAAUAUGUGGAGGAUUUGAGCGUGCCACGUGCCAUCACCCAACCCGACGAGAGCUUCAUCUACGAGAAGUUUAUGAGAGUCGAUAAUGCGGAAGACGUCAAGGCUUACACGGUAGGACCAAACUACUGCCAUGCCGAGACGAGAAAGUCUCCCGUUGUGGACGGUGUUGUGCGCCGCAACACCCAUGGAAAGGAGGUCCGCUAUGUCACGGCUCUGAGCACGGACGAAAAAGAUAUGGCCAGCAAGAUCUCCCUGGCCUUCGGGCAGCGUGUAUGCGGCUUUGACUUGCUGAGAGCCGGUGGCAAGAGCUACGUGAUCGAUGUCAACGGCUGGAGCUUCGUCAAGGACAACGAUGAGUACUACGAUCAUUGCUCCAGCAUUCUCAAGGAUAUGUUUAUCAAGGAGAGAAAGCGGAAGGGCGCAGCCACACCACCUAUGCCGUCGCCUGUCCCCUCAGACACAGAUCCGUUCACGCAAAAGGGUGGAGCCGUUGAUGCAGACUUGUCCCAUGCCAUGCUGCAGAAUAAGGGCAGAUCAGGCACCGGCUUGUCAUCCAUUGGUGCCGACAAGACUGCUCCAGAGCAGAAAUCGCUCUCUCCUGCAGCCCCUGCAGAGAUUUCCAUGCCCAAGUCGGACUCUGCCCUUGCACCACCUUCGCAACAUACGACCAGCACGGGUGUCUCACAGACGGCCGAUGCCCUUGUAAAGAGCCUACCGUCGACCGCCCCAUCCACCAUGCCCGCUACUCCCAAGCUACCGGAGACUGGCACCGGAGACGCAGAUGAGGAACCCCGUCUGCCACCGCCGCCACCCCCAAAGCAUGCCUGGAGGCUCAAGGGCAUGGUCUCCGUCAUUCGCCAUGCGGACCGCACGCCGAAGCAGAAGUACAAGUUUACCUUCCAUACCGAACCUUUCAUUGAGCUUCUCAAGGGCCAUCAGGAAGAAGUGCUCUUGAUCGGUGAAGCGGCGCUGGCAAGUGUUGCUAACGCGGUUGAUAUGGCCAUGCAAGCCGGUGUCGAGGAUCGUGGCAAGCUCAAGGCUCUCCAGAACGUCCUUAUCAAGAAAGGUAACUGGCCAGGUACCAAGGUGCAGAUCAAGCCCAUGUUCCGCAAGAAAAAGACGGAGGCCAUGACGACUGUUGAGGAGCAAAAGGCACAAGGUAGUACCGCGGUCGCCAUCGACGAGAAGUCUGAGCACAGCGACGUUGGAUCCGACAGCAAGCCGAGGAACGGGCCUAAGAGGCACGACUCUUUGUCUGGUGUGACCAUGUCCAAGUUCACAGCUGCUGAGAACAGUCUCGUGCUGGACAAACUGCAGCUCAUUGUCAAAUGGGGUGGAGAGCCGACGCACUCUGCCCGUUACCAGGCUCAAGAGCUCGGCGAGAACAUGAGAAACGACUUGACUUUGCUGAACCGCGACAUCCUCGACGAGAUCCACGUCUACAGUAGCUCCGAACGCCGGGUCACUACGAGCGCCCAGAUAUGGGCCUCCUCGUUCCUGAAUCAGAAAGACCUGCCCGAGGACUUCAUCACAAUCCGCAAGGCGCUUCUUGACGACUCCAACGCGGCCAAGGACGAGAUGGACAAGGUCAAGAAGAAGCUUAAGGGGCUCCUUCGUAAGGGUAACGAGCGCCCUCCGCAGUUUGCCUGGCCCGAGAACAUGCCUGAGCCGAACGAGGUCCAGAACCGCGUCGUUCAGCUCAUGAAGUUCCACCGCAAGGUCAUGCACUACAACUACAACAAGCUGCACAGCGGCGCCGUGUCUUCUCUGAGCGCCAUCUCCAACCCGAGCACCGAGAAGCUCGGCACCGCUGGUCACGAGGCGUCGUCCCUCUCGUCCAACGGGUCGCUCGCCCAGGCAAAUGCCGUCAACAGUAUCCAGGCCAGGUGGUGCUGUGGCGAAGACGCAGAGCUGUUCCGCGAGCGCUGGGAGAAGCUGUUUGCCGAGUUCUGCGACGGCGAGAAGGUGGAUCCUAGCAAGAUCUCGGAGCUCUACGACACGAUGAAGUUUGACGCUCUGCACAACCGCAACUUCCUCGAGUGGGUAUUUGCGCCGCCCAAGCAUCUGCUCGAGGAGGAGUACGGCUUUAGCACGAGCAGCAACGGAAAAGACGCCGGCGGCAGUAGCAACAAGCAGCCACCACACUUAUCGCAGCAGUCGAGCACGAGCGGCGCUGCCAGCGGCAAGGACUCGGACGAAGGCAAGACCUCCGAGGACGGGCGCUCGGUGAAGAGCCACCAGAGCCAUCAGAGCCAGGCGCAGGAUCCUCCCGCGGAGGUGCCCAAGACCGUCAGGCGCAUCUUCCGGAGGCGCUCGUGGAUGAACAACCUGCGCCACGCCGGCGAUGCUCCCCCGCCGCCGCCCGAGCAAUACUUCAACCUGUACCGGGGCAACAGCCAGUCCAAGGCCAAGACGGACGCCAAGUUUGAGCCCCUCCGUGAGCUGUACCAGCUUGCCAAGGUGAUGUUUGACUUCAUCUGCCCUCAAGAGUAUGGCAUUUCCGAUAGCGAAAAGCUCGAAAUUGGUCUUCUCACCUCUCUGCCGCUCCUCAAGGAGAUCGUGCAGGACCUCGAGGAGAUGCAGGCCUCGGACGAGGCCAAGGGCUUCUUCUACUUCACCAAGGAGUCGCACAUCUACACGCUGCUGAACUGCAUCUUCGAGGGCGGCGUCGAGACCAAGAUCCAGCGCAGCACCAUCCCGGAGCUCGACUACCUCUCCCAGAUCUGCUUCGAGCUGUACGAGUCCGAGAUCAAGCCCAAGGCGACGACGCACCCGACAGCAGCAGAGAACGUGGGCGUCGGCAGCGCCGCGGUCUCCAUGACGUCGGCCGACGACGGGGAAGUGCCACCGAGCGAGCAGCAGCCCCAGUACGAGUACAGCAUCCGCAUCACGCUGAGCCCGGGCUGCCACGUCUACGACCCGCUCGACGUGCAGCUCGACAGCCGGCACUGCAUCAGCUGCGCCCCGCGCCGCAGCCUGACGCCGCACAGCAACUGGAAGACUGUGAUUGAGACCCUCCGGGCCAAGUUCCAUCAGGUGAAAUUGCCCAAGACGUUCUUGGCUGUCAACCUCUCCGACGCGUUCUCCUUCCAGGAGAGGGAGAGGUCCAACAGCGAGCACGACGUCCUGGAGAUGAAGGCCCACGACCGCUCCACGCCCACCGCGGUCGAGGGCGGCGGGGAGUCGGAGAUGGUCCCUGCGGACAAGAUCAUGGAUGCUCGGCCCCUCCCGGUCGGCGCCGACGAAGGGCCGCUUGAGGACCGCAAGGCUUAG